UGGGAACCAGACAUCAAGCAGGACAACCAGGAUGAGGAGAAUGUGAGAGAUGGGCCAGGCUCUCCAGAGCAGGAACCUGUGAGAGAUGUAGACACUGACAAACCAGACAAGCAGAAGAAUUACACCUCACACAAAGUCCUGCUGAAAGAACGAGAGGAUAAGCAUGCGCUCAUUAAGAACAUUGAGAAGCUGGAGGCAGAGCUGAGCCAAUGGAAACUCAAAUAUGAGGAACUGAACAAGAGCAAACAAGAGGCUCUAAAACAGCUGAACUUGUUGAAAGAGGUGCAUCAGGAUGAGCUGGGCCGCAUGUCUGAAGAUCUAGAGGACGAGUUGGGGGCUCGGAGUAGCAUGGACAAAAAACUGGCGGAGCUCCGUACAGAGAUGGAACGUCUGCAGGUGGAGAACGCAGCAGAGUGGGGUCGUCGGGAAUGUCUGGAGACGGAAAAGCUGGCUCUGGAGAGGGAAAACAAAAAGCUGCGUGCCCAGAUGGAAGACCUGGAGGAGCAGCUGGCACGCAAACGCAGGCAGGCCGCCAGCGCCCUGGACACCGACCUCAAGACCAUCCAGUGUGAGCUGUUUGAGAGGAACAAGGAGCUGGCAGAUUUGCGGCAUGUCCACUCCAAGGUUAAAAAACAGUACCAGGAGAAGAUGGCCGAGCUGGCACAUGCUAACCGGCGUGUGGAGCAGCAUGAGACAGAAGUUAAGAAGCUCCGACUGAGGGUGGAGGAACUAAAGAAAGAGCUGGGCCAGGCUGAAGAUGAGUUGGAUGAGGCUCAUAAUCAGACCAGAAAGCUACAGAGGUCCUUGGAUGAGCAGGUGGAGCAGACAGAGAACCUACAAGUUCAGCUGGAGCACCUACAAUCCAGGCUAAGGCGUCAGCAGAAUCCUGGCCUCUUUGGCAAGAUGAGGACAUCAGCUUCCUCGCGUUUUGUGCCUGAAGACGCAGACACCCCCCCUAGUGACCCAGAUGAAGAUGAGGAAGAAGAACUGCAGCUCCAGAUCUCCUAAAAUGUUCACUCCAGACCUGGGAAUGUACGAAAGACUCGUAGCUCGCACCCGAGCAUUUCACUUUCCCCUUCAUUUCAUCUCCCAGCUGAAUCCAGAGGAGGACACAGACUUCACAAUCCUCAGCAGACAGAUAAACACAACUAGUUUUUCAGUAGCCACUUUUCAACAGCGUAAAAAGUGUGUGCGCCAGGGCCAAAGCUGUGCUUUAAACUGUAUCUGAAAUCUCAUCUAAAAAUCUGCUUCUCUGUCUCAACCAAUAUAUUCCUGGUUAUAGUCCAAGAUGGCACAUAGAUGAUUGAUCCAAAGAUACACAUGACUUUGUACAGGUUCAUAGACUAUUGUUAGACUCCAUCGUUGACUUUCAAGGGUCAUAUGAGCACUAAAAAGCCCCUUUGAUGCCUAGUGACUCCUAGAAUGCACAUGGUAAAGUAAUAGGAGCACGCGUGCGUUGGCACACAGUUCAAAGCCUGAAAAAGCCAAUUGUUACUUGUUCACACUUUUAAACAAUGAUUCCCUGGAAAUAAAUUGACAAGGUCUAGACGCAUCACAUUACAAUCUCUUAUCUGGCCUACAAAAGCACCCAUGCGUCCAUACAGUACCUCUGCUUUUCCGGUUCAUGUGCGGUUUACAUGCGUGUUCCCUGCCUCCCCUCUUCAUUUUUCCCAUCACCUGCAUUAUCAUUUUUUUCUUGCCACCCUUUCCUUUCAAUUGUUCCCUUUUUCUCUUCCCAUUCAUUUUGAUUUCUUAUUUAAUCUUUUGUCAGCCCUCCCACACAUCCUUAUUCCUUAACACCAACUCUCACAUCAAUAUUCAAAACAACCCAUUCAGAACGUGAUAAUUAUGUUUCCUGUGUCUGGGGAACAUUUCAUUUCUGCUGUGUUGUUACUGAAGAGGCAGACAAAUGAUUUGUUUUUUGCAAGUAGUCCUGUUUUAAUUGUCCCAGAGUUUUUCUUGGUGACCAUAUAAAUGUGUUUCUGUCUUUGCA
Sinocyclocheilus grahami is the source of this 1993-nucleotide messenger RNA. RefSeq names its product coiled-coil domain-containing protein 102A-like. The record is from RefSeq and is a predicted model, not a curated record. The annotation marks the transcript as partial. The transcript has 8 exons. Gene Ontology annotation, cellular component: myosin complex. NCBI's taxonomy places the organism in Eukaryota, Metazoa, Chordata, Actinopteri, Cypriniformes, Cyprinidae.